AUGGCUGGCCGGCUGUCGAUUGCGAUAGUACUGCUGGCCGUGUUACUCGGCUAUGUGUACAAUGCCUACGUGCAACGGUUCAUCCGGGUCGCUGGCGUAUUUCGAGAGCCUGGGAGCACUGAAUUGGCUCCUGGAGAGUUUGUGGUGGUCAAUGGCACGAUAAACUGCGAGGAUUUGCAUCUCCAUGAACCAAGCGGCCUCCUCUUCACUGCCUGCGAAGAUGAUGUCGCCAGUCGCCGCAAAUGGUUUCCCCCAAUUGAACACUUCUUCAACCCAUCGACGGAGAGGAUGAAAGGAAAGCUUGAAGUUAUUGAUCCCAAGACGUUCGAAGCAAAGGUCCUAGAACUGGAAGGUUUCAGCGGCCCCUUUGUGACGCAUGGCAUCGACGUUAUUGAUGAUCCCGAAAAGCCACAAGGCGAGGCAGUUUACAUCUUUGCCGUCAACCACAAGCCCAACCCGGAGCACUAUGGUGAGAACGGCGACGCAAACGCCCCCAAGUCGCACUCAGUUGUAGAACUCUUUCACCAUGUCAUUGGCUCCAAGACGGCACGACACAUCCGCACAAUAUGGCAUCCCCUCAUGGUGACGCCGAACGACAUCGUUGCCGAGUCGCCAACGUCCUUUUUCGUAACGAAUGACCACUUUUACACGGAGGGCUUGCUAAGGGCCAUCGAGGACGUGGUGCCUGCGGCCAAAUGGACAAAUGUCGUCCACAUCAGGCUGGAAAACCUGGGGUUGGCUCCGGAUGGAGGUGGUGGUGACAGCGCAGGCGUCCAUGCGUCGAUUGCACUGGAGAAGCUGCAUAACCUCAACGGGCUGGGCCACGGCAGAGGCGGCCAGGACGAGAUAUUGGUGACGGGGUGCGUCGACGGGCUGUUGCACGUGGGCGAAAUCCGGGGGAAGAAGGAGAGUGACGAGAAGGUCAUCCGGGUGAAGGAGGUUGUCGAGUUUGAUUCGCCCAUUGACAAUCCGAGCUACUUUCGGGAUCCGUAUGCGAACGGUACGUUUGACGCAAGCGGAUUUGUUUCCACUGGACCGACGAGAGGGAUCGAUUUCUUUGAGAACAAGGGCAAAGAGUCCGUUCUAGACCCCGUCAUGGUGUGGAAGGCCACUCCCAGGUCCGGCAAAAAAGAAAGGGACGGCAGAGGUGAACAAGAUGGUACUGUAGCCGGCAGUGGGAAGAAUUGGGAUGUCAGUCUCCUGUUUCAGGACGACGGGCGGAGACUCCGAACUUCGAGUGCUUCCGUUUUGGUGGCCAUUGACCCAAAAGAAGAGGGAGGCAGACGCCGGGCGUGGCUGUUUGUGACGGGUUAUCAGGCUUCGAACGUCAUUGCCGUCAAGGUUGAUCUGUGA
Trichoderma citrinoviride is the source of this 1353-nucleotide messenger RNA. RefSeq lists its product as hypothetical. Gene Ontology annotation, molecular function: arylesterase activity. The coding region runs from base 1 to 1353 and encodes 450 amino acids. The transcript is spliced from 2 exons. NCBI's taxonomy places the organism in Eukaryota, Fungi, Ascomycota, Sordariomycetes, Hypocreales, Hypocreaceae. The record is from RefSeq and is a predicted model, not a curated record.